Ostreobium quekettii is the source of this 1383-nucleotide messenger RNA. NCBI's taxonomy places the organism in Eukaryota, Viridiplantae, Chlorophyta, Ulvophyceae, Bryopsidales, Ostreobiaceae. The record is from the annotation of a GenBank genome assembly.
AUGAACGAUUCGUUCGACGACCAAGAGAACGCGGAACAAGACGCGCUCGAGAAGCCGGCGCCCGGCGCCCUCGAUGCGCACCGCGCCAUCGCGCGCGAGUACAACCUGCGCGCUCAAAAGGUGUACUCGCGCGGCGGCAGCAUCGCCUUUAUCGCCGCGGCCAUACCGAUCGGCCUGGGGUGGUGGUUUUCCAGGUUGCUCACGCCCACGCCCUGGGUGCUCGCGGUGCUGCUCUUCCUCGUGACGCUCUACUUCGUGCGCGCCAGGAUUCGCGUCCACCUCGCCAGGCUCGGCCAGGAGUUCGCGCGCUAUUGCGAGACCAAUGAACUGGCGCCCGGUGGCUGGCUGAUGAUUCCGAUCAUCACCUGCUCCAUCAUUGGCCUCGCCAUCUUUCUCGAGCGCCUCUGGCACCUCCAGCGCACGAAGAUCCUUCCGGCGCGCUUUCUGGAGGUUGUCUCCAGGCUGCUCCAGGAGGGGCGCUUCGCCGACGCCGAGGCGCUCUGCCACCAGAACGAGUCGCCGGUCGCCGCCGUGCUCGGCGCGGGGAUUCGCUACGCCGGGCAGGAUCGCGAGCUCAUCAAGGAGGUCAUGGAAGAGACCGGGCGCCGUGAGAUCUACUUCAUGGAGCGCUUCACCAACGCGCUCGGCUCCAUCGCCACGAUCGCGCCACUGCUCGGCUUGCUCGGCACCGUCAUCGGCAUGAUCCGCAUGUUCCAGCGCGUCGUCGGCGCCGCUCAGGAGUCCCAGAGCAUGGUCGACGUCGGCCUGCUCGCCGAAGGGAUCUGGCAGGCGCUCAUGACCACCGCCGCCGGGCUCACCGUCGCCAUCCCCGUCUACCUCGCCUACCGCUAUGUCCUGAGCCGCGUCGAUCGCUACGCCAUCGAGAUCGAGGACGUCGGCCUGCGCGCCGUCGAGAUGCUCGUCCCCAACGGUCAGGCGCCCGUGGAUCGCGAGGAAAAACGCGCCGACGCGAAGGAUGUCAGCGACGCGGAUGAAGACGCCGAUGAUGAAGAGGACGAGGAGGAUGUCAAAGGACUCUCCGCCGCGGAGCAAGCGAGCCAGGCGAGCGCGCGUGAGUCCGCGAUCCCGAUCGAGCUCCCCGAGGCAUCGAGCGGCUCCGAGGAUGUCAAAGGCGAUCCCCUCACCCUCACCGUCAACGACGAGGGGGAUGUGGUGAUCGAGGGCGGACCUGAACUCAGCGGCGGCUCCAUCGAGGAGAAGUUGCUCGAUCUGCACAAGAAAGAUCCCAACGCGCAAAUCCUACUGCGCGGUGAUCAGGCCGCAUCACACGGUCGCGUCAUUCAAUUGCUCAGCGUCGUCAAAUCGAUCGGCUUCAAGCGCGUCGACCUCGUCGUCUCGAGCCCCAAGGCGCCAGAGCCCUGA